GAAACCGGGUCCGCGCCAGCGCCACCGUCCGACCCGCCUGCCAGCGGCACUGCCGCGCUGCCGCCGCGCGUUCGGUGCGCCGCGCUCAGACCAUCCGGGAUGGGGCUUCGGGCGCUGGGUGCGCUCGGCAGCGGGCGCACGGAAGAGCCGCGGAGCGCCCGGAGGCGCCCGGCGGCCCGGAGCCCCGCACUUUAGGACCAGGAGAUGUUGGAAGCUCGGCCGCCUGUCCCCCCAGGAGCCGCCGCCCCCGGGACCCCCGGGCAUGGUGCGCGCCCCGGCCAGCAGCGCCCGGAGAGGACGGCGCCCUCUAGGCACCACGCGAGUGGCCCCGGCUGCGCCGCGCGAGCUCUCUAGGCGGCCGCAGGGCCACAGCAGCUCCGCCGCUGGCGCCCCCUCGGAAACCAUGACCCCCGGUGCGGGUCCAUGGAGCCAUGGCCUAUAGGGUCCUGGGCCGCGCGGGGCCACCUCAGCCGCGGAGGGCGCGCAGGCUGCUCUUCGCCUUCACGCUCUCGCUCUCCUGCACUUACCUGUGUUACAGCCUCCUGUGCUGUUGCGACGACCUCGGCCAGAGCCGCCUCCUCGGCGCGCCCGGCUGCCUCCGUGGCUCCGACGCGGGCGGCCAGAAACUUCUCCAGAAGUCCCGCCCCUGUGAUCCCCCGGGGCCGACGCCCAGCGAGCCCGGCGCCGCCAGCGCGCCCGCGGGCGCCGCGCCCGCCCCUCGCCUCUCGGGUUCCAACCACUCGGUCUCACCGAAGCUGGGUACCAAGCGGCUGCCCCAAGCCCUCAUUGUGGGCGUGAAGAAGGGGGGCACCCGGGCCGUGCUGGAGUUUAUCCGUGUGCACCCGGACGUGCGGGCCUUGGGCACCGAGCCCCACUUCUUCGACAGGAACUACGGCCGCGGGCUGGACUGGUACAGGAGUCUGAUGCCCCGCACCCUCGAGAGUCAGAUCACCCUAGAGAAGACUCCCAGCUAUUUCGUCACCCAAGAGGCCCCUCGCCGGAUCUUCAACAUGUCCCGAGACACCAAGCUGAUCGUGGUGGUGCGGAACCCGGUGACCCGCGCCAUCUCUGAUUACACCCAGACGCUGUCCAAGAAGCCGGACAUCCCGACCUUCGAGGGCUUGUCCUUCCGCAACCGCACGCUGGGCCUGGUGGACGUGUCCUGGAACGCCAUCCGCAUCGGCAUGUACGCGCUGCACCUCGAAAGCUGGCUGCGCUACUUCCCCCUGGCACAGAUCCACUUCGUCAGCGGCGAGCGGCUCAUCACCGACCCGGCCGGCGAGAUGGGGCGCGUUCAGGACUUCCUGGGCAUCAAGAGGUUCAUCACGGACAAGCACUUCUACUUCAACAAGACCAAAGGUUUCCCUUGCUUGAAAAAAACAGAAUCGAGCCUCCUGCCUCGAUGCCUGGGCAAAUCGAAAGGCAGAACUCAUGUACAGAUCGAUCCUGAAGUGAUAGACCAGCUCCGGGAAUUUUAUAGACCUUAUAAUAUUAAAUUUUAUGAAACUGUCGGGCAGGACUUCCGGUGGGAAUGAACCCCCGCGAAGCCAGGGCUCUCCCGCUUCUCCCCCGCGCGAGAUUCGCCCUUAGAGUCUGUCAUCCUCUGCCCGCAGCGAAGCCAGGCUUCAGCCCCCCUUCCCACCCAGGCUCCCUGCACAGCCAAGGCCAAGAGACGAGCGGGUGGGGAGACCCCCGCCACGAGCGCUCCCCUGGCUGUCUAGGCAAGUUGAUCUGUUCCUGGUGUGGUCAGUCAAUUCCAAAUCAUUUCCCUCCAGCCCUAGCAGGCCCUGGGAACACGCUUUAAGAAGAGUGGAUCUCCCACUUACCAUAGAUUUUAUCAGCCGCACGGGCUCUCGCUAUGAACACCGCAGGCUGUUGCUGGCACCGUUCACCCCCGGCGGGCCUGUUCAUUCCGAGUGGCAUGAACCUCCCCCAGCUUGUCUCCCAAGCAGCCCUGUGUCACAGGAUGGAAACCGAGCUCGUCCUCCUGACCUUGGCCGCUCAUGGAGAGGUUGCAGGGCCCGAAGCAGCCCCUGGUCACUCCUAGGAGACAGGUGGCUUGAUGAUGAAAUAAACCCGAGGUUCAAAGCCUAUGCGCUCAGCUCUGCCCGCAGGGUAACCGUCUUUGGAAACCGCUCUGUGACUCUCCACACCCUCUGUGGACUAAAGCACAUAUUCCUGCUGUUACGGGUACUUUCCUCACUCGAGCUUUCAUGUUCGGCAUGCGAUGGAAUCAUGCUUGUCCAUGUGAAAUAAAUAUGGCUCUCGUGUCCUUA
This is a messenger RNA of Condylura cristata (star-nosed mole), 2276 nucleotides long. It is a transcript of the gene HS3ST2, whose product is annotated as heparan sulfate (glucosamine) 3-O-sulfotransferase 2. NCBI's taxonomy places the organism in Eukaryota, Metazoa, Chordata, Mammalia, Eulipotyphla, Talpidae. Bases 432 to 1535 code for a protein of 367 amino acids. The record is from RefSeq and is a predicted model, not a curated record. Gene Ontology annotation, molecular function: [heparan sulfate]-glucosamine 3-sulfotransferase activity. The transcript has 2 exons.